UAUUCACAACCUCUUAAUUACUGGUUUGCAGCCUCAUAAUUAGUAUAAGGAAAGAAAGAUGUUUGGUUUUACGAAUAACCCUUUUUUUGGGCAGUCAUCUAGUAGUCCAUUUGGGUCCCACUCGAGCAAUGCUACAGCCAAUAAUGGUUUUGGUGGUCAAACAGGCAGUUCCACCAUAUUCGGUGGUAAUUCAUCAACUGGUGUUUUUGGUGUAGCCCAAUCUUCAUCUUCUUCUUCUUCACCAGCUUUUGGAGCCCAUGAGUCCACAACACCAACAACAACAACAACAUUUGGUUGUUCUGGUGGUGGCCAACGUGGUGGGGGAAGCCGAAUGACAUGUUAUGCACCAACAACACCUGAACCAGAUAAUGGUGGAGCAGUAGCACUAGGAAUGUUAGUGUCAAUAUCAGCCAUGCCUGUUUAUAAACAUAAAAGCCAUGAGGAGCUGAGAUGGGACGACUAUCAGUUGGGAGAUAAAGGUGGAGCAGUACCAGUAGUAGAAAAGUUAGAGUCAAUAUCAGCCAUGCCUUUUCAUAAAGAUAAAAGCCACGAGGAGCUGCGAUGGGAUAACUAUCAGUCGCGAGAUAAAGGUGCUGAUACUUCGUCUUCUCGGAUAAACUUUCCUUCACCAACAUUAACAUUGGGUCAAACAUCAACUCCAUCUCUGUUUCCCAAUUUAAAUGCUCCAAAGCAGCAGUCUCCAGCCAAACCCAACACCAGUUGCAACAAAUCCAUUUGGCACACUACCAGCAAUGCCUCAAAUGUCAAUUAAUGAUCAUGGAGUUCAAUAUGGAAUAUCUAGCAUGCCUGUAUUAGACAAACCUGCUGUUGCAGCUCCUGCUAGAAUAUCAUCAUCAUUAACUUCUCAACUACACUUAUCACAAAGGCGGACCAGGUGGAUGCCUGCAACCAAAUAUCAUCCUAAGAAUGAUGGUCGUCCAAAGUUUCCAUUUUUCAGUGUUAUUGUUGAUGAAGAAACAGACUACAUACCAAAAGAACUUGUCAUUUGUCCUAGGGAUAACCCAAGAGCAUUUAUCACUUGUCAGUUGAAUUCUACUUUUGACAAGGCAUCCCCGAUAAAGGAUGCUACUUGUACACCAAUGGAGGAGAAUGGAAAUAGUUUUGAAGCUGCUGCUGCUAUUGUGGUGUAUGAGCAUGGUGCUGCAGAUAUUGAUGCAUUAAUGCCAAAGCUGCGACCAGGCUCUGACUACUAUACGGAGCCAGGAAUCCAAGAAUUGGCAACCAAGGAAACCAGCGGCAGAGGAUUCUGCUGUCACGUCAAGGAUUUUGUGAUCGGACGACAUGGUUAUGGUAGCAUCAAAUUCUUGGGUGAGACAGAUGUGAGAAGGCUUGAUAUGGAGUCGCUAGUUCGGUUCAACAACCGGGAGGUGAUUGUUUACAUG
Messenger RNA from Ziziphus jujuba (common jujube), 1403 nucleotides. RefSeq names its product nuclear pore complex protein NUP98A-like. NCBI's taxonomy places the organism in Eukaryota, Viridiplantae, Streptophyta, Magnoliopsida, Rosales, Rhamnaceae. Gene Ontology annotation, molecular function: structural constituent of nuclear pore. The coding region runs from base 59 to 772 and encodes 237 amino acids. The transcript has 2 exons. Gene Ontology annotation, cellular component: nuclear pore cytoplasmic filaments; nuclear pore. The record is from RefSeq and is a predicted model, not a curated record. Gene Ontology annotation, biological process: RNA export from nucleus; protein import into nucleus; post-transcriptional tethering of RNA polymerase II gene DNA at nuclear periphery.